This is a messenger RNA of Macroventuria anomochaeta, 1004 nucleotides long. RefSeq names its product 4-nitrophenylphosphatase. NCBI's taxonomy places the organism in Eukaryota, Fungi, Ascomycota, Dothideomycetes, Pleosporales, Didymellaceae. The record is from RefSeq and is a predicted model, not a curated record. Bases 51 to 959 code for a protein of 302 amino acids. Gene Ontology annotation, molecular function: phosphoglycolate phosphatase activity; alkaline phosphatase activity. The transcript has 5 exons.
GUCAGCAACAGUGCCCGGUCAUCUCAGAUACACAGAUUCUACCAAGCAACAUGGCGCCUCGGUUUCUGUCUGGCGAUAGCGCCGCCAUUGAGGAGUUCCUGUCCAGGUUCGAUGUGUUUCUGUUCGAUUGUGAUGGCGUCCUCUGGUCUGGCGAUCACUUGUUCGAGAAAGUACCUGAGACAAUUCAGAUGCUCAGAAGCAAAGGCAAGCAACUUGUGUUCGUCACCAAUAACAGCACAAAAUCGCGCGCAGACUACAAGAAGAAGUUUGACAAGCUGGGCAUACCCGCUGAAGUGAACGAAGUCUUUGGAUCCUCGUACAGCGCCGCCGUCUAUAUCAACCGCAUCCUCAAGCUCCCCGCCCCAAAGAACAAGGUUUUCGUACUUGGAGAGUCUGGCAUUGAACAGGAGCUGGAAGCUGAAGGUGUCCCGUACAUUGGCGGGACAGACCCAGCCUUCCGUCGCGAUAUCGAGCCUGAGGACUUCACGAACAUUGCCAACGGCAGUCUGCUUGACCCAGAUGUUGGCAUUGUGCUGAGCGGCCUCGACUUCCACUCAAACUACCUCAAGACCGCAAUCGCAUUUCAGUACCUGCAGCAUGGCGCAAAGUACCUUGCCACGAAUAUCGAUAGCACGCUGCCCAUGUCGCACACACUCUUCCCUGGAGCUGGAUCAUCAGGUGCUGGUCUGGCGAAAGCUAUCGGGAGAGAGCCGCUGUCUCUGGGUAAGCCUAGUCAGGCCAUGAUGGAUGCUGUUGAGGGCAAGUUCCAGUUCGAUCGUAGUAGGACAUGCAUGAUCGGAGACAGGCUGAACACGGACAUUCAAUUUGGCAUUGACGGCAAGCUGGGUGGAACCCUCGCUGUUCUCACCGGUGUAAGCAAGAAGGAAGAUUUCCUGGCGGAGGGUGCACCCACCGUGCCUACCGCUUAUGUCAACGCUCUUGGUGAUUUGAUGGGUUAGACAUACAUCUGCAUACAUAGACUACAGCGAAAACCAGAAGUAGAC